Salvelinus namaycush (lake trout) is the source of this 2065-nucleotide messenger RNA. RefSeq names its product zinc finger protein 773-like. The record is from RefSeq and is a predicted model, not a curated record. Gene Ontology annotation, molecular function: RNA polymerase II cis-regulatory region sequence-specific DNA binding; DNA-binding transcription factor activity, RNA polymerase II-specific. NCBI's taxonomy places the organism in Eukaryota, Metazoa, Chordata, Actinopteri, Salmoniformes, Salmonidae. The transcript has a single exon. Bases 87 to 977 code for a protein of 296 amino acids. Gene Ontology annotation, biological process: regulation of transcription by RNA polymerase II. Gene Ontology annotation, cellular component: nucleus.
UGUAUCCAAACCACCUCUUUGGUACUGUUCAAAGCUCCCAAAUUAAGCAGAAACUCCAGCCCCUCAAGACAGAAUCAGAGAACGGAAUGAACACAGAAAGGGUGACUAAAGUCAUCUGCCAAAUGGUCCCAAAGGCAGAAAAGCAGUAUUCAACACCACAGCCUAAUUGUAAAGAAAAGCCUACCCAGGUGGAGCCCCAGCAGGCCAGUGUCAGCACCGCAAAGGAGACCGCCUAUAGCUCGUCUUCCUCAGAUGGGGCUUUGGCUCCUGAACAGGCUAAGCGAAAGUUGACAUCUAUGGGUGCAUUGGACCAGAUGAUGAUGAAGAAGAAGGUGGAUUUCAAGCUGGACCAUAUGAUGAAGAAGGUGGAUUUCAAGCUGGACCAGACCUCCCUGGAGCACAAAUUGACGAGGGCCUGCUCAGUGCUGCUGGUGAACCUGCUUUUGGUGCCUGGAGACAAGAACUCUGGAGGGAAGAAGGCUAAUGGGAGCAACUGUCACAACAGCAAGAGGUUCCCCAUGCCCAAGGACCUCAAAACCCACCAGGGCCUCCACACAGGCCGGCGCCUGUGCUGCUUCACUCAGUGUGGGAACGGGGUCUGGCGGCUUCAAAGCGUCCUCUCUCCGAUCCGCUCUUACGGCUGCAAGAUCUGCGGGAAGAGGUUCAAACGCAGGAAGAUCUUGAGGAGGCACGAGCGCUUCCACAACGGGGAGAAGCCCUAUUCAUGCUACCAGUGCUCAAAGAUGUUCGCCCUGCGGAAAAGCCUCCGCAGGCAUGAGAGGUUCCACACGGGGGACAAGCCUCACAGCUGCCUCCAGUGUGGGAAAAGCUUCCGGCUUAGGGACAAUCUGAAGGCUCACCUGCGCUUUCACACAGGUGAGAGACCUUUCACCUGCUCCUUCUGCUCCAAGAGCUUCAGAAUCCUCAGGAACCUUGAGGAACACAGCGUUGAUCACUUGGGAGUGACAGCGAAGUAGCUCACUUUCCGACAAAGAGAGCUGUGCCUACGCAUUAGCACCUAGCAGCCUUUAUCGGCUGGUUGUGUUAGCCGCAUUACAAAGCUUAUCUACCUCUAACUGAAACUACUAAAUGUCCAUUCCUCAUUUAUAACCUAUCGUUCAGCAUUUGUUGUUUUUGAAAGAUACUAUGAUUGUAAAUAACCAUUAUGACGGAAGAUGGGGACAGUGGAAAGAUCUGAAAUGAGGCAGUCAACCAUCCUGCGUAAGUUUGGAUUGUCCAGAAUGAUCAUCUGAGUAAAGCUUUAGUGGACACUGAUGUUAUUAAUAGCCAUAAUGUUUUUCCAGACAUCGAUAAUGCCUAGUCCUAAACCAAAAAGUUAUUUCAAUGGAGAUUUUCUAUUGAGCAUGCUGGACUAGGCUUAAUCUGGGUCUGGAAACUGGCCCUAGGUCUUUACACUGUAUUUCGUUGGCCAAAACACAAGGGACAUGGAACUGUUGCAUGUCUCUUUGAAGAAUACAGAGUGUUGUACAUUGGCCAGGGCUGAGAUUAGUUUGAGGUCUUUCUCAGACAGCAAUCUGUUUUCAUGAUACAUCUUUUCACUUUGUAGUAAAUACAAACAGAUUGUUCCUUUGUGUAUUUUGGUUUGUAAGUAGUUCUAAAGGUAGGCUUAAAUUUGCAUGUUUGUUUUAUACUUUUAUCUUGAACCAUUAUGCCAAAUACUAUAGUAAUGCAGCAACUGCCUCUCCUCUUUGUUCAUAGUGCUGUUUUUGUCAGGAGAACACCCUCCUUACUUUUUCCUGUGUAGAUGUCAGGGAAGUUUAUCUAAAGACACAUGACUUAGUUUAAAAAUUAAAAUAAUGGGAAGUAUGAUGCAGCCUUUAAUUUUGCAAAUACACAUUUGAAUGUUAUCUGUAGAGAGAAGUUAUUUCAUAUAUCAUUUUUGAUUGAAGCUGAUUUCUAUGGCUUGUGAUUUGCUGAAGAUGUUACAAAUAUGACUACAUGGCUUUUAUGUUUAAUACAAAAUUGUUUUAACCCUUAACACUUAUCUGUGUUCCAAUUAAAAAUAUAUUAUUUUGGCCAAGAACCUGAUGGUCACUCUGACAGA